Molecule: messenger RNA, 2147 nt
Organism: Tribolium madens (black flour beetle)
Lineage: Eukaryota; Metazoa; Arthropoda; Insecta; Coleoptera; Tenebrionidae
Product: gametogenetin-binding protein 2-like
Exons: 7
Coding region: 122-1900 (592 amino acids)
Cellular component (GO): nucleus; cytoplasm
Source: RefSeq, a predicted model, not a curated record
CAAAACUUUUAGAAAAUGGUGUGGUAGUGCAGUGGAUUAAGUGCCGUUGAAUUCGCUGAAAAAAGCCCAAAGUUCACUUGAAAGAGCCCCCAGGACGUGUGCAGCCCCCCUCGACGGAGCUAUGAGUUAUAAGGAGAAGUUGCCAAAGCUGGUCGACGUCUAUCGCUCCUCGAAAGCGCUCGGCAGGAGGCAGUUGCCCCUUGUUGUCGAUGAAAACCUAACGUUGGUGAUGGACGUGCGCAGUUCGGGCCUCGUGUGUGAUAACCCCCAGGUGCGGGGCAAGGAGUUGGAGGAGUUCACGAAGAAGUGCGAGAGUUUGAGCGAAACGGAAUUGCGUUCGGCGUUAGAAAUCACCAAAUCGGAACUGAUGAAUGUGCUAAACCAAAACGUGCCAUGUGUGGGGUGUCGUCGCAGUGUUGAACGGUUGUACUACCAACUGUUCAAACUGAGACAUCCGACACUGUACCCCCUGAUGGUCCUCGAAGACGACGGUAAAAUCACAAUAGACGAGAAACAAGCCAUGCCCCAAGUUCUUUGCUCCAUUUUUCACGACCAUUCGUUACGUUUGGCUAAAUUAAUCGAAAACCAACCGAAAAGAAGCAAGAAGAGUCUCCGGUGCCUUUUACAUUCGUUGGAUUCGCAACGUAGUCGCCCCUUGACCCCCAUAUGGCGGGAUGUGUGGGGCUGCAUGCAACCAGAUUGUAAAAAAGACGUUUGUAUCAUUGAAGCCCCCAGUCUAAGGGCCACUUUAGAGACGUAUUUGCGCAAGCAUAGGUUUUGUGGCGAGUGCAGGACGAAGGUGUUGAGAGCUUAUACUCUUCUAAUGGAAGAAGCCGAGCCUUGCAAAGAAAAAGGUUACAUAACCCAACUAUAUUCUGGAAUUAAACGAUGUUUACGCGAUAAACACAUCCAUUUACCCAUUCAUACCGAGUAUAUUACGAAACUGAUAAGUCGUGCCGAACCGGAAUUGCUCGGAAGUCGUAGAGAACGUCACGCAAAGACACUUGAAAUCGCCCAAGAAGAAGUCCUCACCUGUCUCGGCAUCUGCAUGUAUGAGCGUCUACAUCGCAUCUAUAUGCGCAUGCGCGAAGAAGAAUGUACCUGUCAGGUGUUUGCAGCUGUUGCUGUUGACACAUUAAGUCGAAGUUUUGAAACAGCUGUUGAACGAAAACGCGGUUUUUCACAAUUAGAAUUACUCUAUGCGGAAUUAGCACGCGAAGAACAACAAAAACAAAUCCGAAAAGAACAAAAAAAGAUUAAACGUAAGCGUAAAAAGGGUAAAACAAUGGAACAGGAUGGUAAAGAAAACUGUAAUGAGGAGGAUUUUGAGGAUAAUUGUUAUUCGCAAACGGAUUUGAGUUGUUAUAGUUGUGAGGAGUUGCUUAAAUGUGACGAUGAUGAUGAUGAUGAUGAUGAUGUUGAUGAUGAUUAUGAUUGUGAGAAAUUAUGGAUUGAUGGAUGUAAAUGUGAGGAGGAGAAGGAGGAGGAAAAAUGUGGUUAUAAAAAAGGAUCAAGUGAUUAUGGAUAUUCAUCAGAGAAUAAUAAUGGAUGUUGUGAAACGGCGAGUCUUAUUUCGAGUAUUUCAAGUUCGCCAGAAGGAUCAGAGUUGGCGUGUGAUACGUGUUGCCAACAUGAUGGUGGUGAUACGUUGAAAAGGUUUAGGGAUGGAGAGCAUCCGAGUUUGCAACAGAUGUUAGAGGGUUGUAGCGAGGACGAAGACGACAGCAAUUGUAAAUUAACACCGGAAGAAGUGUGGGAGUUUGAAAACAACCACAAACACCUAUUCGAGAAGCGUCAAGAGUUACGAGAAGCUUUAAAAAAACGUUUUAUCGAUUUUUGUGCAUACGGUCCUUUGCCAGUGCCUCGUCUACUGGUUCAGUCGAAAUAUGCUUCAAAUUGAGAUUAAUUUUUUUUUUAUUAGGGGUCCAUUUAUUUCGUUAACAGUCUUUUUAACUGGAUGUAUUCUUUUUUUUUUAAACGCCGCAUUAUACAAAUUUUUAAAGCACAUUUUUUUAUCAUGAAAGUCAAUCCAGUAUAUGCACAUUCCAUUAUGGGUUAUAUUGUUAUAUUUUGAUUAGGGAUGGUGUGUUGCGGGUUGCAUCACACUUGAGCAUUCAGUGUAUAAAAAAUAAAGAAAUUAAAAAUUG